AUGAAUUCAACAAACAAUUCUAUCGAAGAAAGCAACUUUCCCAUUGAUCCAAUUAUUAAAUACACUAACACAGGUUCAAUUAGUAAUAAUUUUCAAUAUGAAGUUAUAGAAAUAGUAUAUUAUCCCGAAAAUCCCAAAACCACUCAUGGAAAAAAUGGUCAUGCUAUCCCUAAUGAAUAUAAAAUUAAAACAACAUUUGGGAAAAGCGUAAUAACAUGUUCAAUUCAUUAUGAUGAAAAUAAUUCGCCUGUUUUUCAGAUUGACUGGAUUAAAGAUGAUGAAGUUUUUAAUAACCAGUUUCGUCAAACAUUCCCAGUUUUUUUAAAUGCUAAUUUAAUUUCACAUCCUUUUUUAAAGAAACUUGGAUCAAGUUCACGAAAGUCAGGAAUAUUAAUGUUUGGAUUGCAUUUAUCAACUUCAGGUCAGAGAUUAAGAGUCAUAUCAGUAGGCCAAGAUAUGCAACAGACAUUUGAAAAUAGUAAGUCAUCUGCUUUAAAUAUUAAUGAAGAAUUAGAACAAGCAUUAUUAAUCAAAACAAUAUUUGAAGCAAAUGAUACUCGCUAUGAACUUUCUUUUAAUAAAAAAAAAUCAAAUGUCGAAGAAAUAGCCAUUGUCAAAGUAAUGGAUGAACAUGAUAUUGGUAGAGAUUAA
Molecule: messenger RNA, 651 nt
Organism: Entrophospora candida
Lineage: Eukaryota; Fungi; Glomeromycota; Glomeromycetes; Entrophosporales; Entrophosporaceae
Source: the annotation of a GenBank genome assembly